AUGUUACUUGUUUACGUCCUGUUGGGCCUUGUGUACCAUGCCAACCCGACCAAUUCAGCCGGUACUCAGACGUUCGGCUCUCAGCCAUCUCAGUCCGCAUUGCUGGCCAGCGUGCCGCCCACAGUUGCCUGCUGGGCGACACCGUAUUGCAAUUCCAUUCUCGUGGACUUUUCGCACUGCUACAAUCUCACUGGGACGCUGAAAAGUCCCAAUGGCGAUGAUGGACGAAGCGAGGUCUACCAACGCUGCCUCUGUAACGACCGAGGAACUGUGUACAAAAACAUCCUCACGAACUAUCAAGAGCAGAACACAGACAACGUAACGCAGUGCUACGCAUGCAUGAGGCAAGCCGGUAUCGAGGUCGACAAGAACAGUGAACCCAGCCUACAGAUGAGGUACAAGAUCCAUAAUUUCUGCAACACCGCGGUUCCGAAUCUAUACGAUUUACUCGCUCUAUUCUUAGUCUGGCUCAAGUCAACCGACGAGCCCGUGGACAACAACACACAGCUAGGCAACAUACCUUCGAUAUCUACUCUAGCCGAUCGCUUCACGAAGACAGACGUGAAUCAGGCUUCCACAACGGUAGCCAGCUCCGCUCAGAACACGGAGACAUCAUGGCCGGAAAGUACGCUUACUUCUGGCGACAUGAUGAUACCGACGCAGUAUUUACAGCAACUACCAAAGAACUGGCCGUAUACAAGCUAUGGCGCGGUAAGUAAGGCAGACCAGACUACCUCGUUCCGUUUGACAAACCCCAAUUCGACAAGUCAAACCGUGGCAUGGCUAUUCCAUGAGAUGCUGUGGAAUCCAAGGCCGCUUUUUACUCCGCCGUCAGCGAGGGGAGAGAUGUAUCAACCAGGGCUUCAGGACUGGACACCAGCGUAUUCGAACGGUGCAGCCCUGACUGCUGUACCUUCUACUCCCGCCGCACCCGAUAUCUCCACGACGAACUUUGAUUCGAGCACAUCGGAUCCCACAGCAACGCCAGCAUUAGAAGGGACGAUGACGCCGAGUACUUCCACGAUUUCGAUAACGCUGUCUACAUCUACAACGACCGCUGUUCUCACAACGGCUGUCAUCAUGUCCACGACUACGUUGACAUCCUCCUCGGUUGCGCUUCCAAUAACAACAACACCGCCGACCUCUUCGUCUCCUCCAUCUUCUUCUUCUUCUUCUUCUUCUUUACUUACCUCACUGGCGCUUCUUCCUAAACGUCCAGAGUACCCGCAAUACCCUGUUCUGAGCAAAACACACGACGCAAGAGACGUCACGGCUGCGUCAUCUCGAAAGCCACUUGUAGAUGUCAUGGCUGGGUCGAAGCAGCAAAUUGGGAACAAAGAGGAGUCGAUUGAGAAAUUGUGGGGUGGGAUACAGAGGGUGAAGAAAGAGAUGAAUCGCUGAUUCUCGACCGAGAGGAUGCAAGAGAGGAGAAAGUGUAACAACAAACCCAUAUACAGGCUAUUCGUGUCAUAAUUACGUAUUAACUAUAUGUACUACUUAUGAACCACCUCCCAAAAUGAAGGGAUUUUCUAGACACGCUUUAUACCUGGAACGCCAACCCAUGCCCCUAUAUACAAGUCCUGUAAAGUGACUCCAUGAAGCGUAUAUACAUAAUGCCAUCUACUUCUUCUUUGCCCUCUGCCUCACUACCUC
This is a messenger RNA of Alternaria rosae, 1653 nucleotides long. RefSeq lists its product as uncharacterized. The transcript has 2 exons. Lineage: Eukaryota; Fungi; Ascomycota; Dothideomycetes; Pleosporales; Pleosporaceae. The coding region runs from base 1 to 1401 and encodes 466 amino acids. The record is from RefSeq and is a predicted model, not a curated record.